Molecule: messenger RNA, 381 nt
Organism: Guillardia theta CCMP2712
Lineage: Eukaryota; Cryptophyceae; Pyrenomonadales; Geminigeraceae
Exons: 4
Coding region: 1-381 (126 amino acids)
Source: RefSeq, a predicted model, not a curated record
AUGUCUUGGUUGCUGAAGGAUCAGAGAGUCGAGCAGAUUCCUGUGAUGGACAUACAACAUGUUGAGUUUGCAUCUCCUUGCCUCUACAGCUUUGCAAACCUCACUAGAGUCUUCCCCCCUGCAACGUCGAGCAGCAAAGGCAGCACAGACAUUUACAUGAAUGCGACCCUCCUGCUGUCAGAGUUGUUCUUCGAGCCGGUAUAUGAGAUCCGCACACGGAACACUCUGGCAGAUCUGAGAAUCAAAUCAGUGAGAGGGAUCAGACAAACGAAAGUCAAGAGUGGAUCAGGCAUGUAUGAGCGGGGAGCCAAACCUUCCGAACUUCAGCUCGUCGUUGUUGCGGAGAAGCAGGAGCUCUCCGUUGACGUACGUCCCAUGUGA